AUGGACCGCCUAAAGGGGAAAAGAGCCGCACGACGAGCACAAGUUACGAAACUGGUCAAUGAGCUGGCGGAACUUCGAGCCCAAGACAACGUCCACAAGACAACGCUAGAGAGCCUACUCGCCCGACUCAUCUCUAACGAUACAGAGUUACGACAGAUUAACAAAGAUGUUGAACCACUACUCAAACCAGAUGAGCUCCAGGAAGAGUACCCAACCAUCAUCGCCUACGAGGACGAAGCUCAUGGUGCUAUAGCGGAACUUCGAACGAGGAUUGCCGACAUGCAGGUCACCGAGCAACCGACAACCCAGAACCCGUCUGUGCCCACAUCAUCAGGAGCGGAAAGACCACGCGCUGGAGCUAAGCUCCCGAAACUACAGCUGCAGCGCUUUGCUGGCGAGUUAACACGCUGGCAAGCAUUUUGGGAGCACUACAAGACAACCAUACACGAUAACAACACCCUUGCGAAGGCUGAGAAGUUCCAAUACCUGCGUUCAUUACUCCGAGGAUCGGCUGCUUCAGCCAUCAUGGGACUUCAGGCUACGGAGUCAUGUUAUGAUGACGCCAUAGAGAUCCUGAAGGAGCGAUUCGGAGAUCGGAGCCGCAUCGAGAGGGAACAUUUGUCCAAGCUUCGCAAUCUGCCUGCCGUGAGAUCAACCGGCGACGUACACGGACUGAGAAAGUUGUACGACCACGUCCAGAACCACGUACGUGGACUGCGCGCCCUCGGCGUUUCAAGUGAAAGUUACGCCUCAAUGAUGGUGGACAUUCUGUUUACGCCGCUGCCGCAGGAUAUGGUGGUUGAGUAUCAUCGGUUGGCCAGGUAUACGUCGACCGACGAACAAGAAUUGACCAGCGGAUCGGAGUCCGAAGCAGACGAGGGGUUAACAAAGGUACUGAAUUUCCUUCGCAUUGAAAUUGAGAGUCGGGAACGCUCAGGAGUACGAGACCGGAAUCAAAAUCCAAACAAAGGCAAUGGAUCCGACAAAAAAUCGAGCAGCUUUAUUCCAACGGGUGCAGUGCUGCAGAACGGCGUGCAGUUGCAAAACAAGUGCUUCUUCUGCGACGCUUCCGAUCACGCUGCGCCACAGUGCCAAGGCCGCCUCUCUCCGUCCGAAAAGAAGUACAAGUUAGCAAAAAAUAUGCGCUGCUUUAGAUGCACCAAAAGAGGCCAUCGCUCGAAGGACUGUCGUGCAAGGAUUACUUGCGAUCACUGCGGAAAACGGCAUGCUUCGUCCAUGUGCUCCCCUCCUGAGACAGGCGAGAAAAACGAAAGUCAAGUGGAGAGUGCAAAUAUUGUGGCGAUAAAUACUGCCCCAGUAGGGCAGGACUCCAACGUCCUACUGCAAACGUUUCGAGCAUGGUUAACCUCCGGUUCAAAGACCACGUAUCUUCGGGGACUAAUCGACGGAGGUAGCCAGCGUACCUUCGUGCGCGACGAUGUAGCGAAAAGACUCAAGCUCAAGGUGGUGGGGGAAACGUCACUGCAACUCAACACCUUUGCCAACGAUACCACCACUAGAAGACCAGUGGUAAAGGUGAAGAUUGUGCAGCUAGUGCUCCAUAGCCAAUACAACUCCGAAGCGUACAUCAUCGAGGCCCUGACGAUCCCAUUUAUCUGUAAAGACCUCACCGCCACACCGACGGAUAAUGAAUUCAUACGUUCGGUCCGCAGUCACAAAGGGUUCAUUGCAGACGACGUGACGUGCCCAAAUAUUCCCGGCGAAUCUGGAAUCAGCGUUUUGAUUGGGUGCGACCACAUGUGGCGGCUGCUGAGCGGUGAAGUAUGCCGAAGGAAGGACAACGACAAGUUGGUAGCAAUCUCGACAGUUUUUGGAUGGACGUUUCAGGGACCAACGACGCUAUCUGCCCACCUCGGCAUCGACAGCACAACUGCUGUGUGCGUGUUGCGUGUGGGUGUAACCGAGAAACCCCCACCGGACUAUCUGAAACGAUUCUGGGAGUUGGAGAGCGUGGGAAUUGUUGACGAUGAAAAGAACAAUACGCUGAUCAAUUCAUCCUUCGUGGAGGAAUUCGAGGAAAAUAUCACGUUCGCCGAUGGUCGAUACCAAGUUGCUCUGCCAUGGAAAGUAGGGAUGGCCACUUUGCCCGAUAAUCUGGAGGUGGCGAAAUUCAGGAUACAGAGUCUCGUGCGGCGGCUACAGCGAGAUGGCAGCGUGAGGGAGUACGACGACGCCAUAAGGGCCUACGCCAAAAACGACCACGCAGAAAGGGCAACUGUCGACGCGCGGGAUUCGGACUGCACGUGCUACUACAUGCCACAUAGAGCGGUGAUCCGCGACAGUUCCACUUCCACAAGAUUACGGGUCGUCGUCGACGCCUCGUCUCACGGUCACGCAGCCACGUCCUUGAACGACCAUCUUGAAAAGGGUCCAAAACUUAAUUCCGAUCUGAUACCCAUUUUGCUGCGUUUCCGUAUGUACAAGAUUGCGAUUACGGCAGACAUUCAGAAGCAUUCCUGCAAAUCAGCAUCAGACCAUCAGAUAGAGAUGCAUUGCGUUUUCUCUGGUUCUCCAGCCCGCCUUUUCCUGGUGCCCCAUUGCCAGCGCUUGAACAUUGGAGAAUGA
This is a messenger RNA of Ornithodoros turicata, 2586 nucleotides long. RefSeq lists its product as uncharacterized. The coding region runs from base 1 to 2586 and encodes 861 amino acids. The record is from RefSeq and is a predicted model, not a curated record. NCBI's taxonomy places the organism in Eukaryota, Metazoa, Arthropoda, Arachnida, Ixodida, Argasidae. Gene Ontology annotation, molecular function: zinc ion binding; nucleic acid binding. The transcript has a single exon.